This is a messenger RNA of Fusarium musae, 1146 nucleotides long. RefSeq names its product NAD-dependent isocitrate dehydrogenase (gene IDH2). The transcript is spliced from 5 exons. The record is from RefSeq and is a predicted model, not a curated record. Gene Ontology annotation, cellular component: mitochondrion. Bases 1 to 1146 code for a protein of 381 amino acids. Gene Ontology annotation, biological process: isocitrate metabolic process; tricarboxylic acid cycle. Gene Ontology annotation, molecular function: isocitrate dehydrogenase (NAD+) activity; NAD binding; magnesium ion binding. Lineage: Eukaryota; Fungi; Ascomycota; Sordariomycetes; Hypocreales; Nectriaceae.
AUGCUGGCCAUUCGAGCUCUCCGAACUCCCGCCUCCAGGCAAGCCCUGCGCGCUGCUACUCCCCGCGCCGCUAUCUUCUACAACCGAUGCUACUCGACCUCUGGCGAACGAGUCGCCAAGUACAACGGUACCAAGGAUGCCAAUGGCAACUUCCUGGUCAGCUUGAUCGAGGGUGACGGUAUUGGCCCCGAGAUCUCUCAGUCCGUCAAGGACAUCUUCGCCGCCGCAAAGACCCCCAUUGCUUGGGAGCCUGUCGACGUUACCCCCAUUAUCAAGGACGGCAAGACUGCCAUCCCCGAUGCUGCCAUUGAGAACAUUCAAAAGAACAAGAUCGCCCUCAAGGGUCCCCUCGCUACCCCCGUUGGCAAGGGACAUGUCUCUCUGAACCUUACUCUCCGACGAACGUUCAACCUCUUCGCUAAUUUGCGACCCUGCCGAUCCGUCGCUGGCUACGAGACCCCUUAUGAUAAUGUCGACACCGUCUUGAUCCGAGAGAACACUGAGGGUGAAUACUCUGGCAUUGAGCAUGUUGUCGUCGAUGGCGUCGUUCAGAGCAUCAAGCUUAUCACCCGUGAGGCUUCCGAGCGUGUCCUGCGAUUCGCCUUCCAGCACGCCGAGUCCAUUGGCCGCAAGAAGGUCCGCGUUGUCCACAAGGCUACCAUCAUGAAGCUCUCAGAUGGUCUCUUCCUUAAGGUUGCCCAGGAGGUUGCCAAGGACUUCCCCGGUAUUGAAUUCGACGCUGAGCUCCUCGACAACAGCUGCCUCAAGAUGGUCACUGACCCCACUCCUUACAACGACAAGGUCCUUGUCAUGCCUAACCUCUACGGCGACAUUCUGUCCGACAUGUGUGCCGGUCUCAUCGGCGGCCUCGGUCUUACCCCCUCCGGUAACAUUGGUGACGAGUGUUCCAUCUUCGAGGCUGUCCACGGUUCCGCUCCCGAUAUUGCUGGCAAGAACCUUGCCAACCCUACUGCCCUCCUCCUCAGUUCCAUCAUGAUGCUGCGACACAUGGGUCUCACAGAGCACGCUUCCCGCAUUGAAACCGCUAUCUUCGAUACUCUUGCCGAAGGCAAGGCUCUCACUGGUGAUCUUGGCGGCAAGGCCAAGACCAACGAAUACGCCGCUGCCAUCAUCUCAAGGCUGUAA